UUCUACAGAAAGAAGACGAUUUCUUCUGAUGCUACACUGUGACACACGAGGAUUGUUGUUGACAGUUUUAUAAACUGUACAUGUGAAUCAGAGAAAGUAAACCAGCAAUAGCCAUGGCAGCUAAGGAAGUGAAUGGCCAGCUGAAUGGCUGCGAUUCUGGUACAGAUUCAUCAACAUUUGACAUCACAAGUACAGACUCUGAUCCAUGCACAGCAACAGUUACCAGUGUGACAUCGCAGAGCGAUAGCCAAUCACAGCUUGAGGAUUUAAAUACAAUUUGUCAAGUAAAUGGAUGUAGCAAAAUUAAAGAUGAUAUGGACCAAGAUUCGCUUUCAUUGGAUUUAUCAAAGAGUGAUUCCCAAGAUUUGGACUUGAGUAUAUCAAGUUUAGAUAAAGAAAAUAUUAAAGAUGAUACUUUGACAAACACAAAGACUUCAGCAAUGCCUUCCAGAAUUUGAUAAACCUGAUUGGUAUUUGCAGCCAUGUUUUCGUACCUAUUGGAAACAUUACUAUCACUGUAUGGCUUGGUUCAACAGACAUAACAGUGUCACAAAAAACUUAACCCAACCUCACAGCACAAGGGGUUAUCAUCUUGGAGGGCACCUCCCUGUGAGUAGCAUGCCUUGGGCAGGGGCUGCACCCUCCUACAAAUGGCCAAAUUCUGGCUUCACUCCCCGAGAAAAUCCAUACCACAUAGGAGCAAGGCAUAGAGGUAAGAAUAGACGAAGAGGAAGUGGGAGAGGGCGGGGCAAUAGGAGUCUUCAACACCAUGGCUGUGUAAGAAAUACCAAUAGUGGACAAGUCUCAACGGAGGACAAAGGUUCGACAAGUCAGGAAAAAAAACAGGCAUCAGACAGUGAAAGUGAAGUGUUUGAAAUGGAAAUUACGGAUGACAUGGUGGAAUUUUUUGCAAAAUCUGAACAACACAAGAAGGAAAGAGAUGCACAGAAAACCCAUAAAGAACAAGAAGAAAACAGACUUGAUUUGGAAGGAGCCAAAGCUACAAAGCGAGCCCCAACAACUGCUGCACCACAUGAGCGACCUGGUGUAAGACGGACACAGGAGAUGCUUGUGUUGUAUGGAAAGGGAGCAGCAAUGGUACACGGUAUGGAGACAGCCAUGCAAAUGUCCUACGACCGCAACAUGGACAUACUACAGCCAAAAUACUGGCCAAAUAUGCCUCUAAAGAUCACUUUUAGUUGACACAAGUGUCUGUAAACAUCCUAUUACUUUUGUCACUAAGUUUUACAAAGUUCAGGAAAUGAAAUGGAUCUCUUAUGACAGAAAUAAUGUACCAGUUUAUACAUGUACAUACUAUGAUCAGGAUGAAAUACACCCAUACUUAUUUUUUGUCGAGGAGAUAAAAAGGAAAUGAGAUUUAAAUUUACAUCCUCAAUUCAAUAUAAAUAAAAAAAUUAUAUAAAAAAAA
This is a messenger RNA of Pecten maximus, 1429 nucleotides long. Its product is annotated as gem-associated protein 8-like. Gene Ontology annotation, cellular component: SMN complex. The record is from RefSeq and is a predicted model, not a curated record. The coding region runs from base 520 to 1203 and encodes 227 amino acids. Gene Ontology annotation, biological process: spliceosomal snRNP assembly. The transcript has 4 exons. NCBI's taxonomy places the organism in Eukaryota, Metazoa, Mollusca, Bivalvia, Pectinida, Pectinidae.